UACGUUUAAUAAGACUAACCAAUCAAAGUCCGGAUAAGGUGUCGGAACACUGAUCAGAAGCAGCAUCGUUAAUAACAACGCUCGAGAGAAAGUUGCCAGCUUUGGUUCCCGGUGAGAAUCUGACAGAAAGUUGUCGGCUUUAAAACUCAACAACUGUUUUGCUCUGCACUUACAUGGCUUCGACCCUUCUGUCAAGAAUUUCAUUGGUAGCUGGUCGCUGCGUGAUUAAUCCUUCUCUAUCUUCUACUCUCCCGCAGAAGUCUCGUGGUUUCGCAACAGUUCUGAAUAAGAGAGCAUUCAGCUCACAGUUACGCUCUGCCUAUUCACCUCCCUACGUUGGUCGAGUUAUGGCUUCUUCUACUGGAGUUGGACCAAAAGCUGGUUACGCGACAUCAUCCAUGUCUACCAAAGAACCAGUUGUUUCUGUUGAUUGGCUCCACUCUAAUCUCAGAGAGGCUGAUAUAAAGGUGUUGGAUGCCACAUGGUACAUGCCACAUGAGCAAAGAAACCCAAUCCAAGAGUAUCAAGUUGCUCAUAUUCCAGGUGCUCGCUUCUUUGAUUUGGAUGGAAUAUCAGAUAGAAGAACUAAUUUACCACACAUGCUACCGUCUGAGGAAGCUUUUGCUGCUGCUUGUUCUGCUCUUGGAAUCGAGAACAAAGAUGGAGUGGUUGUGUAUGAUGGAAAGGGCCUCUUUAGCGCAGCUCGUGUUUGGUGGAUGUUUAGAGUCUUUGGACAUGAAAAUGUAUGGGUACUUGAUGGAGGCUUACCGAAAUGGCGUGCUUCAGGCUAUGACGUUGAAUCUAGUGCUACAAGUGAUGCCAUUUUGAAAGCCAAUGCAGCAAGUGAGGUUGUAGAGAAAAUUUAUAAAGGACAAUCAAUUAGUCCAGUAACUUUCAAGACGAAGUUCCAGCCACAUCUUGUAUGGACACUUGAUCAGGUCAAGGAAAAUAUGGAGAAUAAGACUUAUCAGCACAUAGAUGCACGUGCAAAAGUUAGAUUUGAUGGUACUGCUCCAGAUCUUCGCAAAGGAAUACCAAGCGGUCAUAUACCCGGUAGCAAGUGUGUCCAUUAUCCCCAGAUGUUUGAUUCUUCUCAAAUACUGUUACCAGCUGAGGAGCUUAAGAAACGGUUUGAAGAAGAAGACAUUUCCGUGGACAGUCCAAUCAUGGCCUCAUGUGGAAGCGGUGUAACAGCUUGUAUUUUGGCAUUGGGACUUCAUCGUCUGGGAAAAACUGAUGUGCCAAUCUAUGAUGGAUCUUGGACUGAAUGGGCAAUGGAACCAAACAUGCCCAAGGUGGGUUCUUCAUCAGCAUGAGAGAGUCCGAUGAAAAAAGCUACAAGAUCAUAAUGUCAUAGACUCGGAUUGGAACCUGUCCAUUUUCUUUCUGCAUUAUGAUUCUGGAGUUUUAGUUACCUUUGUGGAGAUUGUUAAAAAUUCGAAGUCCUUACGGAAAACCAGCAAAUAGUUUCUAUUCUCUCAAACACAUAUCAUGUAAAAAUCCAAACAAGAUGGUAAAAUAGAUGACCGUUCAUAUUAUA
Brassica rapa (field mustard) is the source of this 1540-nucleotide messenger RNA. Its product is annotated as thiosulfate/3-mercaptopyruvate sulfurtransferase 2. Gene Ontology annotation, cellular component: mitochondrion. Gene Ontology annotation, molecular function: thiosulfate-cyanide sulfurtransferase activity. NCBI's taxonomy places the organism in Eukaryota, Viridiplantae, Streptophyta, Magnoliopsida, Brassicales, Brassicaceae. The record is from RefSeq and is a predicted model, not a curated record.